Molecule: messenger RNA, 1638 nt
Organism: Postia placenta MAD-698-R-SB12
Lineage: Eukaryota; Fungi; Basidiomycota; Agaricomycetes; Polyporales; Adustoporiaceae
Exons: 14
Coding region: 1-1638 (545 amino acids)
Source: RefSeq, a predicted model, not a curated record
AUGGCUUACCCGCUCUCUGUCCUCAUGCAGUUUUUCCAGUGGUGCAAUACUUUCUUUGCGGCGGGAAUACUGCCCCUUUUGAUCACGAGCGACGCCUCAGUGGUGACGCUCCCCUAUGGAUCCUUCCAGGGGUCGACAUCAGGACAUGUCACAUCCUUUUUGGGAAUGCCGUAUGCCCAGCCACCACUAGGGAACCUUCGCUUUGCACCUCCCCAGGCGCCAAAUAUAUUCGACGGCGUGCGCCCUGCAACAUCCUAUGGAGCAGCUUGUCUCGCGCAGCAUGUUGCUCCUCCGCCGAUAAACACGUCAGCCUCAGCCGUAUCAACCUCAGCUUCUAUUGUUCAUGUAUCAGAGGAUUGUCUCUUUGUGAACGUCGUGACGCCUGCGACCGUGAACACUUCUGAAAAGCUGCCCGUGCUAUUUGUAGGCUCCUUCGUGGAAGGCGCUUCAGGAGGCAACCCAGGCAAUAUUAUUGUCGCACGCUCUAUCACCCUGGGCGAACCGAUCAUCUUUGUCUCGUUCAACUAUCGCCUCAAUGCAUUCGGUUUUCUGGCAGGCGAGGAAGUCGAAAAGGCUAGGCUGACCAACAUAGGCCUGAGAGAUCAGAGAUUCGCAAUGGAAUGGGUGCAGCAAUACAUCUCCUCAUUUGGAGGAGAUCCCGAUAAAGUCACGAUCUGGGGGGAGAGUGCCGGAUCGUUCUCUGUCGGCCUCCAAAUGCUCAUCAACAACGGCGACGCACAAGGCCUCUUCCGCGCCGCGGUGAUGGAGUCCGGAUCUGCGUAUGCCCUGCGCAAUGUUUCCGAAGGGCAAGUGUACUAUGACUUUCUGGUGGACCACACCGGCUGCUCAGGACAAGCCGAUACUUUGGCAUGCCUGCGUGAGGCUCCUGCAGAGCAAAUCAUUGCAGCGGUCAACAAGACGCCGACCAUGUUCAGCUACACGGCCCAUAAUCUACCCUGGGCACCUCGGGUUGAUGGAGACCUUUUCGUUCGCAACCCGCAGCAAUCGCUCCUGAUGGGUCUGCACGCAAAGGUGCCUAUCAUCUCUGGUGACUGCGAGGAUGAAGGGACGCUCUUCUCUUUGGGGAACUUAAACAUAACCUAUAUACCUGUUGCGACCCCUGCAGAAAUUGCAGCAGUCGGGUCAGCAUACCCGGAUGAUCCUAGCUUAGGAUCUCCAUUCGACACUGGGAAUGACUAUACCUUGUCCCCUCAAUACAAGCGCAUUGCCGCGUUCACCGGGGAUUGGCAGUUCCAAGCGCCCCGCAGGCUCACACUUAGCGUGAUCUCAAAAACACAUGAUGCAUGGGCAUACCUGUUCCGGCGCCCAAAGGCAACGCCGCAGAAGUACCUCGGCGUCGCCCACGCGUCCGACCUGUCCGAGUUCUUCGCGCACGUCGAUUAUAUCGGCAUGGACGCCCUCGUCAACUUCGUCACACAAUUGAACCCCAACGCGCCCCCGGGGCUCCCCGCGAACGUCAGCCACCUCUCUGGCGUCCAGUGGCCCCGGUGGCGCGCGCACAAUGCGACGGCGUCCCUGCUCACGUUCCAGGACCCGGUUCCUGAUUUCGACUUCACGCCAGACACGUUUCGUGCGGCGCCGAUGGCCCUGCUCACUAAUCUUUCUUUGAAGUUGUAG